CUACCACACGCAUCCCGUGGACAUUGUCUUGAAAGUCAGUCGCGGCCCCGUGACGACUUCCUUUAUCUCCUCGAUCUUCUCGUCGUUGUCAUCAUCGUCGCAGCCAUCGAAGUAAGCCACCGCCGUCUCGGGCGCGAUGUAGCCCCACGGAUAAGCGGCGACCUUUCCCUUCCUGAGCUGCCGCUCGUUGUCGAGUGGCAGGCGGACGAUUGUCUUGACCUCGUCAGUUUCUCCCACCAGCAUGUUGCCACAAUCGAUAAAAGUGGCGCCCUCGCAAGGCAGGAUGGGCGGGAGAGGGGAGGGGAGUGGCGCGGGUGGCAGUGGCGAUGCAUUGACGUGGUCAGUCUCCUCCAGCCCGUGCAUCAAAACGUCCCUCUUCGACAGGACAUCGUUGCACACAUUGUCCAGCCCCAGGCGCUUCAUCGAGUGUGCCGCGGAGAGGUGGGCGUGGGCGAAGUAGUAGAUGCCGCGGAGGCCAAUCACGACGUCAUGCUCUACGGCUGCCUGGGCUGUGGGCGAGAGCGGAAGGGGAUGGCAACGGGAGAUCUGUCCGAAAUUGUACCAGUGAAUAUGGUCGUGGAUGUCCACGUACGUGGAUCUCGAAUAAGGCUGGCCAACUGCAAAGAUGCAGAGAGGGAGAUAAGCCGUGCAGGCCUCUUUCUUCCUCCCUUACUGCUCAGCCAUGAGAGGACGAGGACGAGACGGUCCUCAGCCGUUUCGGGCUCGUCCUCAGCAACGGUGGUGCCGUCUUUGGUGCUUCGAUAGCAAAGGUACUUCACGAAUGGCCAGGCGCUAGGAGGCAGGGUGCCGGCCGCUUCUGCUUCUGCUUCUUUCUUGGCUGCAGCUGCGAGGCCCUUUUUUCGACGAUCAGGGCGACGGCGACGGCAUCGUGGCUCUCGCCGUCUUCUGCCGUGUAGGUGCUUCGGUAGAGGCUCGAGAAGUUGCUCUGUCUGAUCUUGGCCACGGCGAAUUGCUUCUCCAGAUCUGUCUUCUCAGCUCCUACACGGAAAAUGCGUUCCCUAUCAGCUGAAGCACAUGUGCUGCUAAGCUCUGUCAGUUGCUUCCUCUUCUUACCAUUCAAUUCGCUGCUGGUCUCUGCUCUUCCGUGGCCUGCCAUGGGACAGUGGAUUCCCAAGCACUCGCAAAUGCAUCCGAUUCACACGGAAAACGCGUUCCCUAUGUUAUAAGCAAUGCACACGUUUUCAUUGGUUGUUUUUGUUGCCUUUUAUCAAUGCGCCGACUCCCUCUCACCUCUGAAACGGCGCAGAAGUUGCCGGCCGCGUCAGUGGCCCGACAAAAAGAAGAUG
Messenger RNA from Vitrella brassicaformis, 1307 nucleotides. The record is from the annotation of a GenBank genome assembly. Lineage: Eukaryota; Vitrellaceae.